AUGUCCGGCCACUUUUGGCAGACCGUCAACAACGAUGCCCCGCCGCCGGCGCCGGUCUUUGGAGAGGGGGGAGGGCGCGCACAGUCCGACCCGGAAGAACCCACGGAUUACUACUCGCUGGCCUCCCGGCGGGUCGGCACAACACAGCGCUCGCGGCCGACAAGCGCAAGCGCACCGGAAAACGCGGUCGCAGCCGCCGCAGCGGAGUACCCGGACUACUACGCCGACGACACGACGGUGGCCAUCGAGCGGGAUGCACCGGACGCGCUCCUCCAGGCCACCAUCCUGAACUACCGCCGCGAGAACGGGCGGACGUACCACCGUCUGUCGGACGGCAAGUACCCGUUCCCGAACGACGCCCUGGAGCAGGAGAGGCUGGACAUUGUGAGCCACCUCUGGAUGCUGACGUUUGACGGGGCGUUUUGCCUAUGUCCGAAAAACGAGGGGGCCAGGCGGGUGUUGGACCUUGGCACGGGGACGGGGACCUGGGCGCUGGACUACGCGGACGAGUUCCCGCACGCGACCGUCGUCGGGGUCGACCUGAGCCCUAUCCAGCCGAUCUACGUGCCGCCGAACUGCCACUUUGAGGUGGACGAUUUGGAGAAGGAGUGGACGUGGAAGGAGCCGUUUGAUUUCAUCUUUGCGCGGAACAUGAUUGGGUGUUUUGCGAACUGGAGGGAGAUCAUCGCGCAGGCGUACAAGAGCCUCGAGCCGGGCGGGUACUUUGAGAUUCACGACUCGGAGUAUCCCAUCAAGUGCGACGACGGGACGCUCACGGAGGACAUGCCGCUGAGCAAGUGGACGCGGAUGAUUACGGACGCGUGCGAGAAGCUGGGGCGGAGCCUGGCGAUCACGCAUACUUUUGCGGACAUGAUGGAGGAGGCCGGGUUCGAGGGGGUGGUGAAGAAGAAGAUCAAGUUCCCCGUUAGCCCGUGGCCUGAGGACCCGAAGCUGAAGGAGAUGGGGCUGUGGGUGCAGGCUUCGCUAUUGCCUGGGUUAGAGGGGAUGAGUCUGGCGCUAUUCACGAGGGUUCUGGAGUGGAAGAUGUCGGAGACUAUUGUGUUUUGCUCACAUGUGAGGCGAGAUGUGAAGAAUUUGGGGCUGCAUGGCUAUUGGGAUGGGUAUGCGAUAUAUGGGAGGAAACCAUUAGAUGUCCCGGGCUAG
This is a messenger RNA of Colletotrichum chrysophilum, 1164 nucleotides long. RefSeq lists its product as uncharacterized. NCBI's taxonomy places the organism in Eukaryota, Fungi, Ascomycota, Sordariomycetes, Glomerellales, Glomerellaceae. Gene Ontology annotation, molecular function: methyltransferase activity. The transcript has a single exon. The coding region runs from base 1 to 1164 and encodes 387 amino acids. The record is from RefSeq and is a predicted model, not a curated record.